Molecule: messenger RNA, 555 nt
Organism: Acyrthosiphon pisum (pea aphid)
Lineage: Eukaryota; Metazoa; Arthropoda; Insecta; Hemiptera; Aphididae
Product: piggyBac transposable element-derived protein 4-like
Exons: 1
Coding region: 1-555 (184 amino acids)
Source: RefSeq, a predicted model, not a curated record
AUGCAUCACAGCUCAACGAUUGAUGAAAGCACAAAAGAAAUAAAAAAACCAGAAAUAAUCACUUUUUAUAACUGCACCAAAGGUGCAGUAGACACCAUGGACAAAAAAACCGAAAAUUAUACAGUUGCCCGAAAAAGUUGUCGAUGGCCACUAACUGUAUUUUAUUCAAUACUGAAUAUUGCUGGACUUAAUUCACAAAUAAUCUUUCAAGAAAAUACAAAUAUUAAAAUGUCACGCCUAAAUUUCUUGAAAACUUUGUCUCGACAAUUGAUGGAAGAACAGUUAAAAUAUCGCUUGACAAUAGAUGUAUUGCCCAAGACCAUUAAGUUAAGACUAAAACAAUACGGUACGAAAACUAAUGAAGCUGCUGGUACCAGUCAGCGAGUUCGAGCAUCAGGGAGAUGUGCAUUUUGUGAAAGGGCCAAAGAUAGGAAAAGCAAUUUGUGGCUACACAAACCAGUUUGUACGAACUUUGCGAGAUUAAUUUGUCGUGAUCAUAUAAUAGAAACAUUUACCGGAUUGUUUUAUAGAUAUGUAAUAAAAAAACCAAUUUAA